AUGGACGGCAAAAGCUUUGACAAAGCUGAAUCACGCCACCGCGUUCCAUCCGCACUCGCCAUCCCGCUUUCAGCUACUAGCAGGUUCCCCUCCGUCGUCAACAGCAUAAACUUUGACGAAAUUAGACCACGCCACAGCGUUCCAGUUGUCGAGGUCGCGUUUAAGUGCGCUAAAGCCUGUGCGGGAGUUCAGACGAGCUUUAUGACUUUCAAUUAG
Penicillium lagena is the source of this 216-nucleotide messenger RNA. RefSeq lists its product as uncharacterized. The transcript has a single exon. The record is from RefSeq and is a predicted model, not a curated record. The coding region runs from base 1 to 216 and encodes 71 amino acids. NCBI's taxonomy places the organism in Eukaryota, Fungi, Ascomycota, Eurotiomycetes, Eurotiales, Aspergillaceae.